AUGGAUGAGGUCAUCAGCGUCAUAUUGAAGUGCAUCACGCAGCUUGGACGCCUCGUAGAUGGCCCUGCUGCCGACUUGAGUGGGAAAGCGGCGUCCAUCACAAUCGACACGAUAGGGAAGUGCAUUGCCGAUCAUGCAUACUUGUUCAUUGGCCAGAAAAUGAACGGCCAGCGCGUAUGGGAGCUUGUAUGUCCAACGCCAAGCACUAUCAGAGAGCCACAUGCAGCGAAGUGGACUCUCCUCUCGCUCUUUCACCGCCUUGCCGAUGCAGUGGCGGCCUCCUCCCGUGCGCCUGAGGCAGACAUUCUGAAACCCCUUGUGAAGCUGCUGUGUUACGCUGUGAAGCCACCGCUCGUGUUAGGUGCGUCACCUGGGCAACUGCGGUGCCUCUUUGAGGCCGCGAUGCGCUUGCUGAGGACGCUACUUCCAUUAAAGAAACACACGGAUGCGCUGGCGGAGUGCUUGCAUCUCCUGCUCGCGUUGAUGCAACCGUCAAACUUGCAGGAAGCGCAUUGCGCGGUGGUUGCCUCGGGGGAUGAGGCGGCACAGGUGGCCAAGAUGUGCACAGAUGUCUGCGGAGCCAAGCACAAUGUCGCGCUUCGGCCGCAGAACGCCUCUAUGCGACUACUGGGGUGUCUGUGUGAACAACCAGAGUAUGCGCGCGCCCUAAGCCGGCAGCUCGUGGAAAGAAUUCUGAAAUGCUUCCUCGAUGUUGCGAGGUGUCUAACUCAGCAGACAGAAGUGAAUCAAACCCUUGGAGAGGGCCUUCUACGGGGUCUGGUUGGGUUCCUGGGCACUUUUCCGCUCCGCUGCAAAGAGGAUGCCUCUGUCUUGACACUCAUUAACAACAUCGUACUCAGCGCGCUGAUGCUGGGCGAAACGUCGACCAACUACAUGUUCUGUCAUUCAGCACUGUUCCUGCUUCGUCGCCGAGCCUCCGACACCCUCGCCCCCUUCAUACUGCUGUGCGCCGCUGAGUACGGUGCUGCUCUCAAGGCGCUGUGGGUGCACCGAAACAAGGAUGUGCGUCGAGAGUCGCACGCGGCGGUGGCGGCGUUCUGGUCCACGCUGAGCUCACAGCUGCUGCAGCGCCACUCAUCAGAGGUGGUGGGCACGAGUACCACGCAUAACACAGACGAAUCACACAAACUUCACCGCAUUGUGGAGACCCUCCUGCGGUCCUUGGACUCCAGCGCGGAUCGGGAAGCCUCUUAUGCCCUGGAAGCCCUGUAUCACCUGCUCCCCGCCGUGGCAGCGCUAAGUGAUACUCAGACACUGCAGACGAUGAGCACACGACUCGAGGAGCGUGUAGGGUCUCUGCUGGCCCCCACGUCUGCAGUGCAGACGGAGGCGUUGUUUCGGCAGGCGCCGUACCUUCUCGCCACCCUUGGGCAGCUGUUGAGGCUACUGCCAUCGGUGUCGCCGCGGCAGCAGACAAUGGUGCGGGAACUCCUGGACUGGAUCCUUCUCCUCUACCCGCACCCGAAGUUCUACGAUCGGGAGAAGACGGUGCCGGGUAUCAUGGUUGUCAUCACAGCUCUUAUGCACCACCCAUACACACCCCACAGUACCCUGCCACGCCUGCUAAGCGAGCGUACCCUUGAGCUUGUGGGAGAGGCACCAGGUGCAGCCAUGAUGAGGCUUGCUGGGGAGUGCAUCUCGUGUGAGGAGCGGUUGGACUACAUGGCAACACUGUGGACGAAGCUCUUGACAUCAUGCGAAGAAUUUGUCCCAGAAACCGAGACAGAGUCGAAGCAGCGCCUCUCUAUCGCCUUUUACCGCGCUUGUAGAGACUUUUGCGAGAGGACCCGGCUGGAAGUGGUGGUCGUGGCGAGCAACAGGGAGGCGACACUGGAGCAAAUUUUGGUGGACGGCCCCGAUGGAAUGCAGCCUCGCUUCCCAACGCAGUACAGCGCAUUUUUGAGUCUUGUGGACUUCUUUGUCCGACUCAGCGAGGGUCUCAGACUGUCUGACCGCGUUUGCCACCUACCAGCAGGAGAAAUGACGCUGUGGCUGGAAGCGCUGGUGCGUGGCGCCAGUGCCGCACCGCACGUCUCCGGCUUUUACACGCUGCUCCACCGCACCCUUGUGGGUGAGGGAAUGUGCCCACACUUAUCGAGACGUGCGCGACCCUGCAUGGGUGCCUCACUAGUGAGUGGCAGCUCGGAUAUCACCAGCGAUGGCCACCACCACGAUCACCCAUGCGUCUCACCGCCCCUUCGCCGUUUUUUUAACAUCGAAUCCCUGCGAUUGUUGUAUGUCUACAGCGAUGAGCUGCUCUACCAGUGUGCCAUGUGCGUGUUGAUUGGUGUGGCGCUUGUAGGAAGUGAAGAGCGGGGUGAGAUGAUCGGUAGUCGCGCCCGAGCACGCGACGACCGCCGCCUCGAUGCGUAUGUGCGCGCCUUCAAGGUCGUCUUAGCGCCCACGCCGACACCACUGCAUGACGAAAUCCCCACCGGCGGCGCGAAUGACGCCCUUUACAGUUUCAGCAGCAGCCCCGCUAUGCUUGAGAGUAACCGGCAGUAUGCCCUGCGCGUGUUGGACAGUAAAUUGUGCCAUUCGCCUCGCUGGGCAGCUGUAGUGCUGCCGGCACUCACGACCGCCUUGCACUCCACGGAGGUGGCGACUGCCGUGCGAGCCUCCGUGCAGAUGUUGGCGGCACGGCACGGUAUCACCAUCGCCGCAGAACUGCAGCAUCGCAGCAGCAAGGCUACCUUCGCCCUGCUCUGCAGCGGCGAGCGAGCCAGCAACGGCCUUCGAGAUAGCAUGCCGCGCUGGCUGGCAACAAUGCAGCCAGUCACAGUACCGCUUAUACCAGUAGAUAGUGCGCUACAUAUUGGGUACCUUAUCCCCCUCGCUUCUCGGUUGAGCCUGCACGGCAAGCAGCCAGCGAUACGCACAGCGGCAGCGGAAGUCCUGCACUGGUGCGCCAUGUGGGUGCUCUGUAAGAGGGUGAGUCACUGGUACAGCGCUGUCUUUUCCCCAUUGCUGUCCCUUGCUUCUCUAGCCAGCAGCAGCAGCAGCACAGGGGGUAGUAGUGGCGGCGAUGACAACAGUGGUAGCGCGGUGCAUCAGGAGCUGCAUAGAUUACUGAUGCAAACAGCGCGGUGGUUUGGUAGGCCAGCGGGUACCCCCCAAGAGGCGGAGUCGUUUGUGCUCGUACUGUUGCACGGGCUUGGUGAGCGAGAAGUGAGGCAGCGACAGGUUGCGAUGGAGGCCCUUUUUGCAUAUGCCAUACCACCCACAGAUGAGCCGCAAACGGCGACACCUCAUUUUCUAGCUGUGAUCAGGCAGCUGACAAUGAUAGAGUGUGGCGCAUCGGAGUGGUCGCGAUUGGGGGCAGCUCAGUGUGUGCAUGGCAUGGUGCGCUCCCUGUACAAAGCGAAGGUACCAGGGCUGGGGCGCACAGUGCAGGCGGUGGUGCAAGGUGCCUUGGGCUGUCUGCGACGCUGCACGGAGGUCCCUCUAUGGGGGGCGAUGGAGACCGCCACGUGCAACGAAGUACAAGAGGCGCUCCGCUGCGUGGGAGCCUACUGUCGCGAUAUCCGCAAACUGGGAAGCGAAGAGGACUCGAGGGGAGCGGAUCAAGGCGCAGCAUAUCUUGUACACGCUGCGCCUGCGGUGCUGCCAGCGUUGGUGCAACGACACAUCGCCUGCGCCAUCACACUGCUGCAGGCGCUGCCUGCAGUCACGCACAUGAGCGGCAACGUGCACCAGGUGUCGUCGCUUUCUCAGCAAGUAGUCCGUGAGCAGCGGCAGCGGAUGUGCCCCGCCGCAGUUAAGUCACUCGACAGCGUGGUUGACGGGUGCGCCGCCCUUGUAGCGCUCCUUCAGAGUGGAUGUUUCGCCGGGUGGAGCGAAAGGGCGACCGUCGAAGCGGCACCCCCCGUUAUCUCUGCGCGGGCGGAGGACUACUCUCUCGAUCCAGAGUUGCUUCACCUGCUGACGGCCGUGCUUCAAGCCAUCGUCGAAGAGGCACGCGUGGCGACGCACGAAGGCAGAUGCGUUUCGCCGCGCCUCAUACGGUGGCUGCUAGAACUCGUGGACGUGAUGCCGGUGCAGACGCACACCACGCAUUUCUCUCAGCUUUUCACGCCUACUGUAAUAGCGCAGGCUGUUCGCGUGAUGGUGGUGGGAGCUAAAGUAACCAUGGGACAGUGGGCAGGAGACGACGGCGAAGGUGAGGCUUUUGGCGCGCCGCUUCGCCGAUGUACACCCUCCUCGCGGCUCUCGACAACGGCGCGACUGGGCCUGGAACUCAUUCAGCUUGUAAUGCGCGUCGUUAACCAAAGGCGUCAUGGUGAACAGGUGGUUGAGGAAGUACUCUGCGCCAUCCAGGGUACUAGUGUGUUUGAUGUGUUCACCGCAGCCUCGCCUGCCAGCCGACUUAUCGAUGCGUUGAGAAUGGGCCCGACAGCGCUCGUUACUGAGCCGGUGGCCCUCGCAGCCGCACUUUGCCAGAUGGAGACCUCUUAUGCCUCCGCCUUCACAACGCUGUGGAUGCUCAUAGCUGAUUCAAUGAAGAUAUCGCCCAACGUGGUUGUAAAAAUGCUGCUGGCAUUACUGCAAAACUCCGACGCCCUCAACAGUGCAGGUGGAGAAGGGGUAUGCGAGGGACUGUUCGUACUUUUCUUCAGUGAGGCUGACCCUGCACUCCUUUGCCAGCACCUACGCACCCUGCUUGCUUCCGACGUGGUGCAGCACAACAGCUCCUUCACGAGCCCCUUGUUCUCUGUCAGCCUCGACGACGAUGACGGUGCGGUUGCUGUGGUAUCCUCAUCCAAAUCAAGCUCGGCAGCGCUGGGCCGCGCUUUCAGCAGUACCAUGGCGCGGUGCUGGCAGCAAGCAAGUGCUACGCUACCCACAGACCGUCUCGUAUCUGCGUUGCCAUCCUUGACGAGAGUCCUGAUGUCAGAAGCUGCCUGUCGAGGUCCAAGCGAGGCACUCUUCCUCUUCAGCUUGGUUAGGGACUGGCUCGCGGAACUGCAGCAGCGCUCGCUAACAUCCGAGCAUGACAAGGUACUCUGCCUUGUCUGCGCGGAUAUGGUUGCAGCGGAACAAGAAAUGCGAAAGAGCUCGAUGACGGAGGGGCAAGACGACGAUCGCGGAGUCGCUCGGCUCGCAGCUUUGCUGAUGCUUGUACGGCUUACAGGCCCUGGCAUUCGCACAGUUCCGACUCUAAGCGGCGCUCUUUGCAAUCUUGUUCUGUGCGUCAGCCAGCCUACCAACAUUUACGCCCUCCUGGCAAGUACUGAUGCGACAAACCGCGUUGUAUGGGGCUUUCACAUGCUUGCGGCAAUUCUGACGCCGCGCCCCGCGCAUCGCUCCUUGGCGGUUUUCCCCGUGGACCUGCGGGCUGUGGAAGUGGCGCUGGGCCUUCUCAGCGAGGUGCUCAACAAUGCACUGCCGCUGCGGUGGACAGAGCUGAAGACACCGCUGGAAAAGGUGAAUGGUGCCAAGGUGGCCCGUUCAGGGACAGCGCUUUUCGCGGCGGUGCUGCCCUACAAAGUGGAGGUGCUCGAGGUGAUUGCCCCUCUCCUCGCAAAGGAGUCUAUGCCACAGCGCGGCACUAUUGUUCGCCACGUGCAUAGGGCGCUUCAGACACUGAGCACUUGCAAUCAAGCGCUACAGCUGGACGCGUUCAGCUGCGCUUUCCGCUUGCUGCGCGAUCAGCGCACACACCCUCGAAUCUGCGACGCCCUCACAGACCACGUUCUUCUUCCACUCCUGCACGCCUCCGCUGAGGCGGUGCGACUGCAACUCUUCGAGGCAGAGGUUUGCAACUGGGUAACGGAGGCCGGCAGAGCACCCACGCCUGGAUGCCUCUAUGUACAGACGGCGGCUCUCUCUUGCCUGGAGCUGAUGCAUCGUCUCUGCCCUCUCUCUGACUUGCGAGGAUCGAUUAACAAAGUGUUCACCUGCCGAAAUCCAAAUACAACCGGGGAGGAGCUCACGCUGGAGAUUCUGAAGGCGUGUCGCGAGGCAUGGCAGCGACCGAACACCAAUGGUGACAAUAGCGCUGGGGAGACUGACAGUGGCAUUGGCGAUAGCACGCACGCGGACGCUCUGCGUCGAUACCGUCAGGCCGCGUUCCGGUGCCUUCUCGCGACGCUUUCGAAAACUCAGCAAGCGGAGAAGGUCUUCUGUGAGUACCUUUUUCAAGAGUGCUGCGUUGCGCAGUGGAACGUACUCUUCCUCGUGAAGAAGCGGGACGUCGUCGUGACGAGCUCGCUGGACGCGGAGGGGGAGGUGCUAGCGCAGGGAGGCGGUGUCGACCCGCACGAAGUGCAACUAUGGCGGGACAUGAACAACUGUCAACUUUCAGAGCUCUUCGCGCAUCUUAUUCGGCACUUUCCUUCAUCUUUGGUGGUGCAGGGCGAGCCACCGGAGUGGGUCCGUCACUUUGUUGCCAUUGUGCAGCACCCACAGGUGUGCCUGUCCGUCAAAAAGCUCUUUUACGAGUGUAUCUGCCGUAACGAACGCUUCUUGGGCACCUUCGCACGGCGCAUCUUCGACGGCGUCGCCGACUCCGUGGCCGCAGUGGCGCCCUCGGAACGGGCAGGGCCGGUCGUCUGGGAACUUCUCGCUGUUCUAACCAGAUGGCACCGCGAAGGAGGGUCGGGAGCCUUAGAGGUGGGUAGCCCUGCAUACCUGAAAGCGCUCGCCCGGUAUGCUGCCUUUCACCUGGCAUGGGAACACGCCUUCACUGCACGGGAGGGAAGCCGACCACUCGACCUCACUUCUCACAAGAGGCUUGCGGAGCUGCUGGAGCAAAUCCGUCGGACACAAGGCGCAGCACCCGCCAGCGUGUCUUCGCCGCCGCUCACUUCCGAAGAGGUGAAGACGCUCCUCUCACACCCUGGGUACGACCGCCGCGCCUCCUUGGAAGUGAUUUAUCUGGUCACAAACCUGUGCGGGUGUCUCGGCUGCACCGGCGACAGCCAGGAGGUGGUGGAGGUAUACAGUUUGCUUGGCGCUUUUCUGGAUGUCUCGGCGUCACCCCAGCUGCACCGCAUCGCGGCACGACUUGUAGGCCUUGAAUACCGUCUACUGAGCGAAGCUGACACCCGGGAGCCGUCCUCUGCGGUCAGAAAGCUCCUUCGUGACGCACUAAAGGACACCGUAUGCCCAAUUCUGGUUUCAUACGAAUCAGACAAGAAAUUUCUGGAUGUGCUCGAGGCGAUGCAGGAGGACCGAAGUGGCGACUUGGUGUACCAGCUGCUCAGCCAUACGGACCUGCUGCAUCGAUACAACACUCGGAAGGACUCAGAAAAACUGCUCAUCUUGCGCAUCUUGGCACACGCCGGCACCUACGUCGCCGACAACUACGACUCCAUUCACAUGCACUUGUCUGGGCAGCUAUGUGGCACUAACAGCAACCUUCUGCUGGGCGUCUGCACAGUUAUGAGGAACUCCUUACCGCAUUUGUCGAUGGAGUCGGUGCGCCACUUUCUGCGUGACUUCUGCUGUCUCAGCGCCUUGCAAGCGCUAGAGUCAGUGGAGCAGACGCGUGUUGCCUUCUAUGCGAUGGGCUUGGCUGCCUUACAGCGGUGGGCGGUGAUGAGAGGAGACCAGGAGAAGCAGGACGAUGGCGACAGCGUCAGCGCAGAUGUUGAGGCAUUCUUGGUGCAUCGUGGGCUCCGCGACUCCUCUCCUGCGGUUCAGGGUAUGGUGCUGGCGUACCUUGAUGUCCACGCCCCGAACGUACCAGACACGAUGUGGGGGCGUCUCACGUAUCUUAUCACAGCCGAGGACGGGGCCAACGGAGACGGCGACAGUGGCAGUGGGGGGUGGGUGCGGCAUUCCGCCCUCCUACUUCUCUCUCUGUCAAAGCGGUCGCACAACUCUGCCAAUAACACCUUCUCGUUCACCGAAGCUUUGCGGUCGGAAGGGACGUCUCCGACACUGACGGCGACAGCAACUACUGUGGUGGAAAGCUCCGGUGCGCGGAGGGAUCCCAGGAACGUGCCUCUUUUCUUCCAAACAGUGCGGUACGGUGAUCCUUCGGGUGCGGUGACAGCGAACGCUGCAUGCUUGAUUACCACUGCACUCUCCCAGAUUUUCGUGCCAUCGACUCUGAUACCCCAGCCACCACAGCAGCAGCAGCAGCCUCUGUCGGAUGCAAGGCGACCUGAUGCCGCGCUGCGCACCAACGCCACCGUGGCGCCGUGGCGCGGUGCUGGAACAGUUUCCACAUCCACUGUAGCCCAAUCUUGGCUGCGCAUGGAUAGCAGCGACUCUGAGCAAGACGACGCUGGGACAUCGGCCAGGGUGAUGGCGUCCCGGCAAAUCUCUGAAACGAUGCGGCUACGCACUGCACAUGGCGCCGCACUUCGAGAUGGUCGCGCGGUGCUCAACACACCAUCCACAGCGCCCCUCCUUGAAAGCCAUACGGCGGAACGCUUCCCGGAGGUGCGGCUGGUACUGAAGUCGCUGCUGGCGCCGCUGCAAAUAUUGUGUCUCCAUGAAGAUGCGGUGGCCGCCCGUGUGCUCAUUGACCUCAUCAGCAACGCCGCUAUCGCACCCUCGACCACCAGCGAGUUGCCACGCACAGCCUCUCUUUCUAGUGCCCUCACUUCCCUCUUCUCUGCAUUUGAAAGCGGGGCGACGAGCAGGCAGUGCGAGCAUGCCAAGAACCCCCUCAACCUCUUCGUUGCGCUAGAACUACUGUUGCAUGCGCAGGCUGCCUGCGGGUUUCCAUUCGAGAGCCUGGACUGCGCAGCUCUAGUGCGCCUCACGAACGACGCUCAGGCGCGUGGCGGUAGGGUGCCAACAGCACCCCUGCCCGUUGCGGACGGCACAGCGCACGUCGUGGAGAAAUUGUUGUCGUCGCUGGUACCGUCGACAACGCAAGGGGCGCCUAGAAGACUCUCUGUUUCAUUUCCUGCAUCGAUGUGGCAUGCCUAUCACGUGGCGCAGCGACUGCGUCGAUGCGAUGACGUGGCAUUCCAGUCGGCUCUGCGUCUGUUCAGGGCUACGAGGGGGCAUGGAGCACAAGUCAGUCAGUUGCAGGGUGUUCUGGAUGCCAUGGAGGCGGGCGGGGCAGCCUACUCGGUGCGCCUCAUUGGAAAACUCUUGGAAGAUGAAAAAGAAGCAGCAGCAGUCCCAACUGUAGCGUCCCCUGCGACGCACGCGAACGGUGAAUCCCCCGCCUUGUUCGCUGCCCGGGAGGAAGUACUACGCCACUACCGCAGUCGUGCCUCACAGCUGCUGCUGGAUUGGGGUGGCGCCGCGUCGACUUUGCAGCCUGCAGCGCCUGAGUGGGCAGGAGAAAGCGAGGAAGCAAGCGCUGAGGGCGUGCGCUUCCGCUUACGCGCGCAGCUACAGCUGAUGUGCGACAGGACUGCCUCUGCAGCGACAGUGAGGGCAUCUAUGGCGUUGCAACACCGCACGGGGUUUGAGUGGGGUGCGUGUCUCAUGGCAGAUGGACUGUGGUUGGAUUGUCAGCGUCACGUAGAGGCCUCUGUUGACCAUCUGCUUAGAAGCACCGCUUCUCUUUCUGACGGCGACGGCAUCUCGCAAACCCGCUGUUACAUCGCCGCCAAUGCUCUCUCGCAGUUGGCAGAUGCGGCGCAGGUACUGCGAGAGGCCUCCACAAGCGCCGUGGGCAGUGCCAAAGCGGCGCUUCAAACUUACCUCGAUACGAUGCCAACAUCGGUACCCAUUGGCGACGCAUAUGGCCCACUGUUUAUUGACGACGUUCUUCUCAUCCGCAAGCUAGUCAUUGACUAUCAUGUCCAACGGAAGGGUGAUCUCGCGAACACAUUGCAGCUCACGGACGACGAACGCCACAAGCUUGUUGCACGGGCUCACGAGCUGCUUGGUACAUGGACGGUGCAGCAGUGUGCAGAACUACUCCUUCUCCCAGCGAAAACGAGUGCCAUCGAGACUAUAGCGUCCAACGCAAACCACAGCACACUUUCCGAGCAGACACGCUGCGCCCUGGAUCUUCUCGGGAAGCGGAGUAGCCUCUUUCGUAUUGCAGCUAUGUCAGGCAAAGUGAGUGGCGUACCACAAGAAGAGGCCUUUGCCGCGUUCCAGCAGAUGACGCGAAAAGACAUGCAGCAGCAUGCAGCUUUGGGGCUGUUGUCUCCCACGGCGCUGCGGCAGUGGGCCGCCGACGUUGCGCAGUGUGAAGUAGAGAUGUUCACCUCCAUCGGCGGCAUCUUAAGCGGCUCGACCGAGUCGACAACCUUGGCACAGAAAAGAGAGACGUGGGUGGCGCCGCUCAAGGACAACCUGCAGGACGCGAUACCGUCCCACAUGACCCUGCUCAGUGCGCUAGAGAAACUGCUGCCGCCUGUGUUGCACGGCGCCUGCACACUUGCCGCCAUGUCUGGAGAUGCGACGGAUACCGAGCACGUGUACUCCAUAACAGCCGCGACGCGAUCGCUUUGGCAGCUCUACGCCAACACAUUUCUGUGGUGUGCACAGGCAACUGGUGACCGCAGCGUGGAAACCGAUGGUGGUGGACAGCUUCCGGUCUCAGCACGAGUGCCGCAGCUGCUCUCGCUCUUUGCCCUCCCACCAAUGCCCGAAGCCGAAGCGCAAGCUCAGUGGCACAAUACAUGGGAGGCCCUGGUUCAACUGCCCGCACAGGUGUGGCUCCCAUGGGCAACCCUUCUUAUCACUACGCUACUAAAGACAGAGCACACCGUUCUUGCCCGAAUUCUCCUGCGCCUCUGUCGCGAGCAUGGGCAGGUGCUCUACUACCCUAUCAACUGUGCAUGGGGUAGUCUCGCCGAUCUGGGAAAAUGUCGCGCCACCCGCCGCACCAUCGACAGUGGCCUGGCACGUGAACUUGCAGAGCUGAACGAGUGGCACAGGGGCCACAGGAUGGCCCUUGUUGCCGAGUUCGCCGCCGCCCUUGAUGAACUCGUGGAGCCCCAGCAUCGUCUGGAAAUUCGAUUGAGCGAGGUUGAACUCCUCGUGAAGCAGCACGAGCAGUGCGUACGCGGCGGCGGCGGCGGCGUGCAGACAGGGUAUCUCAUGGAAGCACGGCAGCUAUACGAGCGCUGCAAAGAGACCCUGAUGGACCCAGCACGCUGGGGGUGGGACCAACUCUACCACCGCCGCGCCGCGCAGGUGUUGCAGGAACUCGAUCGCCGGAACACGUUUUGCACAGAAGUGCUCCGGUCAGAAAAGCGAUUCAGCAGCGCAAAGAGGGAGGCCCUUCGCCAGGUAACGAUAGCGCUGAACACCCUCCCCACGAGCGUGGCAGAUAGCGCCACCGGGUCACAGGAGCUGACACUGUACUCGGAGCGACUCCCACGCGUCCUGCGGUGCAGCGCCAUGGCCAUGUCCACUACUACUGCUACUCUCCAGCUGGGCUGCACCAGCGAGGCAGCCGAGCCGAUCCUACACCCAGUUCAACCGACACAUCUCCUCCACACACCGCAGGAGGCAACCCAGCAGUGCCGCACACUCAUUGGCGUAGCGGACCAGGUGUUCGUGCUCAAGUCGAAACGGUCGCCGAAGAAGGUGGACAUCUACACUUCCACCGGAAGCUGCACAUACAUGGUCAAAGGCGGCAAGGACCUCCGGCUAGACCAGCGCAUCCAGGAGGUUUUCACAUUCGCGAAUCUGUGUCUUCUCGCGUCUCCACAUACUCGGCUGUCGGCGUUGAUGAUCCGCACAUAUGCCGUCAUCCCCGCCUCGCCGUUUGUGGCACUCGUUGCCUGGGUACCCAAGACUGCCUCGCUGCAGGAGCUGAUGAAGGAAGCUACACCACCAGAUGCGCGCGAGGCGGUGGCCCGCUUCUGCCGAACACGCGGAAAGCCACAGGACAUCCUUGCUCUCUAUAAAAGCGCCCAUAUCACCAGGAGCCCAGAACAAGAGUACACAGAUCUUGUGCUAUGUCUGCGCCAGUCGGCCCUUGUAGAGUCGCUCGAAAGUAUCGCCCCUGACUACUGUUCUUGGUUUGGCGUACGAGACGCCUUCUUGAACACGAAUGCCGCCGCCUCCACGGUGUCUUUUGUGCUGGGUGUUGGGGGCCGCCACACUGACACUUUGAUGGUGGACCUCCUGAGCUGUGAGCUGGUCGCCAUGAACUUCGGCUUGGCGUUUGGCGACGCAACACGCAAGCUGCCGGUGCCGGAGCUGGUGCCUUUUCGGCACACGCCCCAGCUACAGCGAGUGCAAGGGGUGUUGGGUAACGAUGUCACGCGCUGCCGCAUGCGCCGCGUCUUGCACGUCUUGCGCACCGAGCGACACACUAUCGAGGGAAUGGUCGCUGCGCUCCUAAUGCCCGAUGCAGACGCGAUAGGCGACGAGGCAAGUUGCAUCGCUGCGCACCAGCUUGACCUAGUGCGCCGCAAGCUCCACCUCGAGAACCCCGCCGACAUUAUUUUGCGCGAUGUUGCACGCAACGCGUACGUGACGCAAGACAAGGACGUGUGGAGUGGAAUCAAGAUGUGCCUCUUUGAGAGGACACAAGGCAACAGCGAAGAGGACGACGACCUCGCGGAGACAGCACUCUCGACGCCUCAACAGGAAGAUGUGUUUGUGCAGCGACUGCUGCGCAUCGCGUCUGACUCGCGCGUACUUGCUCGUGCCGAUGCAGGGUGGCAGGCGUACCUGUAG
Molecule: messenger RNA, 12582 nt
Organism: Leishmania braziliensis MHOM/BR/75/M2904
Lineage: Eukaryota; Euglenozoa; Kinetoplastea; Trypanosomatida; Trypanosomatidae
Exons: 1
Coding region: 1-12582 (4193 amino acids)
Biological process (GO): regulation of DNA-templated transcription; double-strand break repair via nonhomologous end joining
Cellular component (GO): SAGA complex; NuA4 histone acetyltransferase complex; nucleus
Molecular function (GO): transcription coregulator activity; protein binding
Source: RefSeq, a predicted model, not a curated record